Solanum stenotomum is the source of this 666-nucleotide messenger RNA. RefSeq lists its product as uncharacterized. Lineage: Eukaryota; Viridiplantae; Streptophyta; Magnoliopsida; Solanales; Solanaceae. The record is from RefSeq and is a predicted model, not a curated record. The transcript has a single exon. The coding region runs from base 1 to 666 and encodes 221 amino acids.
AUGGAGAAUGUCCAGUAUUCCACAUGGGCGGAACUAUUUAAGAUUCACGCACGAUCCCAUCGAGUUCUUGACCAUAUUAUUCCUUCGGCAAAGGACAAGGAGAAAAUGCCGAAAACAAAAGAGGAGAAAGAACUUUGGUCGACUCUUGAUGCUACUGUUCUACAGUGGAUCUAUGCCACUAUAUCUCAUGAUCUUCUACAUAUGAUUCUUGAGCCUGACACCACGACAGUGGAGGCUUGGAAUAGAUUGCGUGACAUAUUCCAAGAUAAAAAACACUCUCGUGCCGUCACCCUUGAGUACGAUUUCACUCAUGUGAACAUGGAGGAUUUUCCAAGUGUCUCUGCCUAUUGUCAGCACCUCAAAUCUUUGUCGGACCAACUCAAGAAUGUCAGUUCUCCCGUCGACAACAAUAGACUAGUUCUUCAACUGGUCUCUGGCCUCACUGAACCUUACAAAGGUGUGGCCACUCUCAUUCGCCAAUGUGAUCCUUUACCCAAAUUUUAUCAGGCCCGUUCGAUGCUCACUCUUGAAAAGGCCGGCCUUGCUAAGAAGGCGGCACAUAGCUCCUCAUCAGCUAUGGUUGCUCGUGAGUCGAUUGGCUCACAUGAUAUUGUUGAUCAUUCCUCUUCACACCGCAAUACUAAUGGUGGGAAGAGAAACCAAUAA